This is a messenger RNA of Peromyscus californicus insignis, 1018 nucleotides long. It is a transcript of the gene Lsm10, whose product is annotated as LSM10, U7 small nuclear RNA associated. Gene Ontology annotation, molecular function: U7 snRNA binding; histone pre-mRNA DCP binding. The transcript has 2 exons. Gene Ontology annotation, biological process: mRNA 3'-end processing by stem-loop binding and cleavage. The record is from RefSeq and is a predicted model, not a curated record. Bases 279 to 647 code for a protein of 122 amino acids. Gene Ontology annotation, cellular component: nuclear body; cytoplasmic U snRNP body. Lineage: Eukaryota; Metazoa; Chordata; Mammalia; Rodentia; Cricetidae.
CUCUCGGCACCCGGUUUCCGGGACGGAACUAACCAGCUUGACCGCUAGUGGCAAGCCCCCAGGCCUCCCGUCCUGGAAGUGGCGGAGCCGGAGUUAAAGUCUGGACCUGCCUGGAAGUCUCAAAGACUGUUCUUUUGGAUUUUGUUUGUGUUAAGGCCGGGUGUCACUCUGUAGAGCAGACUGGUCUGGAACUCGGGAGAUCCGCCUGCCUCUCCCUCCUGAGUGCUGGGAUUAAAAGCGUGCGUCUUGGCCAGUGAGCAGCCAGCCAAUGUGGAACAAUGGCACUGAGCCACUCCGUGAAGGAGCGAACCAUCUCUGAGAACAGUCUGGUCAUCCUGUUGCAGGGCCUCCAGGGCCAGAUAACCACCGUGGACCUUCGAGAUGAGAGUUCAGCCCGAGGACGCAUUGACAAUGUGGAUGCUUUUAUGAACAUCCGCCUGGCCAAUGUCACCUAUACUGACCGCUGGGGACAUCAGGUUGAGCUGGAUGACCUCUUUGUGACAGGUCGUAAUGUCCGAUACGUCCAUAUCCCAGAUGACGUGGACAUCACUGCCACCAUUGAGCAGCAGCUGCAAAUCAUCCAUCGUGUGCGCAACUUUGGUGGCAAGGGUCAAGGUCGACGAGAGUUCCCCUCCAAAAGGCUGUGAAGCUGUGUCCUCACUGAACCCCCAGUACCAACCUCAGGGUCCUCCAGUGUUCUGAGCCAACUCCUGCCACCCUUCCCUACCAGUGAUCUGGUGUCUUGAGCAACACCUGUCACAGCUGCCUUUCAUAGGGUUCCACUUUCCAGACACACUCUGGGACCCAGAAUUCUUUCUGUCUGUGGCCUUGGGGUAGGUGACAAUCCCUCUAUUUGAUCAUUUCCAUCUGGAAUCUCCAUUUAUGGACUGACCACGUCUAUCAAGGAGUAAUCGAUUCUGCCAGUGAGGAUUAUUGUGUUUGGAGUGAAUCACCUCUAACUCUCCACUUCUCUUGGCGUUUGUUUCUUUUUUCAUAAAACCCAAUUGGAUACACACAA